Paramuricea clavata is the source of this 883-nucleotide messenger RNA. NCBI's taxonomy places the organism in Eukaryota, Metazoa, Cnidaria, Anthozoa, Malacalcyonacea, Plexauridae. The record is from the annotation of a GenBank genome assembly.
CUGAUGUUAUCCAAUCCCAAUGAAAAACAAAUACGCCAUCGCAACCGUCUGUAUAGUCUCCGUAAUCAUCUUCCUACUGAUCUCUCAAAGAACACUGGACGUAUUUUUUGCAAAUUACACGUCACCCAGACUGUCAAACUCUACCAUAUACGGCUCAGGCUGCCCAGAAAAUCCGUUCCACAAACGUUUGGAAACACUAUUCCGUACUUGGGUGUCGAUUGCAACUCGUAGAAAUCUCACUUAUUUUGUUUGCUACGGAGCGUUACUGGGCCUCCACCGAGACGGGGAUGUCAUUCCUUUUGAUAACGAUUUGGAUGUAUGUAUAUUCCGAAACGAACUUUAUAAACUCGAAAUGGAAGACGAGCCGAAACCGUUCAAGGCAGACGAUGGGAGAACACAUUUGAUUUAUCAACGACACUGCCAUCAUCCAAAAAUAGACACGCCUCGGAAAACCUGCAAAGGCUUCGAAGUUACAACAAAUGUCGACCAAUGUACGUUCUUAGAUCCUUGUGCAAGGAUAGUGCUCAGGCCUCCUACUUCCGAGCGAACUACAUGGCUUGAUGUGUUUGCCUUACGUGAUAACGACAGUUAUUUACUAGACGACUGGAAGAGAAAGACUCACAAAAGAGCGAUAAUAUUUCCCUUAAAGCCUUGUGUAUUCAUAGGUAUACAAACUGUCUGCCCCAAUAAUAUCACAGGUUAUUUAACCAGGUAUUACGGCAACGAUUUUGCAACGAAAUCGCAUUAUGUUUGCAAAAAUGAAGAAUGGAUCGCAAACACAGAUGAUGCCAAACAAAUAGCCGUUCCCCGUUGUCCAGAGAAUGAUCUUUUUUGCAAAGCGAAUGUUUUCAUACGUGGAAUAAAAAAUAAGAUCAAAUAUUAA